AUGACGCGUGGAAACCAGCGGGACACGGACCGUGCGCGUGCUCAGGCGCGUCAAGCGAAGCAUAAUCCGAGCGGGAGUCAGGGCAAUCCGUUGGCGAAGCGGGAGGCGGACGCCAAGGCGCUGCAGGAGAAGAUUGCGCGGAAAGAGAAGCUCAAGGCAGAAGGGGGCAAUGUCAGUGGGAGCGGUACCAAGGGCAAGAAUGGCAAGCAGCAGCAGCAGCAGCAGCAACAGCAACAGCAACAGAAACAGCAGCCGCAGAAAAAGAAGAAGUAG
Messenger RNA from Hyaloperonospora brassicae, 273 nucleotides. The record is from the annotation of a GenBank genome assembly. Lineage: Eukaryota; Oomycota; Peronosporomycetes; Peronosporales; Peronosporaceae.